Paramecium tetraurelia is the source of this 969-nucleotide messenger RNA. RefSeq lists its product as uncharacterized. Gene Ontology annotation, cellular component: nucleus. The record is from RefSeq and is a predicted model, not a curated record. Lineage: Eukaryota; Ciliophora; Oligohymenophorea; Peniculida; Parameciidae. Gene Ontology annotation, biological process: regulation of DNA-templated transcription. Gene Ontology annotation, molecular function: RNA polymerase II cis-regulatory region sequence-specific DNA binding; DNA-binding transcription factor activity, RNA polymerase II-specific. The transcript is spliced from 5 exons.
AUGAGUAGAAAACAAACAUCAUCCAUAUCACCUCAGAUUGCUAAAGCUAUUCAUAAGCAGAGUAAGGACUCUGAUUCAAGUUCUUCUGAGAAGAGAUAUGGCAAAUUUUGGAAACCAAAUGAGGAUUCUUUAUUAAUGGAAUUGCACAUUAGGCAUAACGGAAACUGGAAAUUAAUUGCUGAGGGCAUUCCAGGAAGAAAUCUUAGCUAGUGUUAAUAAAGAUGGAAGAGAAUUAAUCCAAAUAAAUGGACAGAUUUUGAAGACCAAGAAGUUCUAAGGCUAGUUAAUGAGCACGGUCGCAAUUGGAAGCUGAUUGAAGGGCUUAUGGAAGGGCGUUCAAGUAAAUAGAUAAGAGAAAGGUUCUUAAAUAAUUUGGAUCCUGAAAUAAAUAGAGAAAAAUUCACUUUAUAGGAAGAUCAAAUCAUUUUAGAACAAUAUCGAAUAUACGGUCCUAAGUGGAGCGAGAUCGCAAAGAUGUUAAAUCGAAGACCAGAAAACUAAGUGAAGAAUCGAUUUUACUCUUAUAUAAAAAGAGUACAUAUGUUAGAUGAAAGAUCAGAUGAUGAGGACAAUGAUCGAUCAAUGGAAUCGGAACCAGAGCAACCACAAAAAAUAGUUCCAAAUUCGACACUGAAUGUUUCUUAGCCUAUAUACCAACCCUUAGAAACUAUAUAGAGUCUAAAAGAGGAGCAUGACAAUACAAAAAACGAUUCAUUGCUGAUAAAUUAAACACCAUCUCAUCGUAUACAACCUUCCAUUAAUUUGAUUUAAGAUUCAUUUGAUUCUAAGCAAUUCGGAGGGAUGGAGGAAUAAGAUAAUUCCCCAUUUUAUUAACAUAGAAAAAUAUUAGACUAUAGUCCCAUUAAUUUUUAGUAUUACUAACAUUAACCCAACUUUGAUAUGAUAUAGGAGGAUAUGAAGGAGUUAAAAUGUUAGAUAGAAAGUAUAAAUAUAGAACAUCCCAAUUGA